Kluyveromyces lactis is the source of this 852-nucleotide messenger RNA. RefSeq names its product Tda4p (gene TDA4). The coding region runs from base 1 to 852 and encodes 283 amino acids. NCBI's taxonomy places the organism in Eukaryota, Fungi, Ascomycota, Saccharomycetes, Saccharomycetales, Saccharomycetaceae. The record is from RefSeq and is a predicted model, not a curated record. The transcript has a single exon. Gene Ontology annotation, cellular component: membrane; endoplasmic reticulum. Gene Ontology annotation, biological process: lipid homeostasis.
AUGCUUGAGAAAUUGAGUAGUUACUUCACGGGACCAGAGUUGUCUGAUCCAUUGCUAAGCUGGUCAUUUGAUCCAUCUUCUGAAAACUUGUACUAUAGACAUUUGCAUGAAGCCUUGAUAUCUUUUGUGGUGUAUCAAUUCAUUCUAUAUCCAUUUGUGGUGCCAAAACUUAACGAAUGGUUCUUCAAAGAGCAUUACACAGAAAGGGAUGAACCUGACAAAAUUAAUUUCGAUAUUCAUACCGUGUCUAUGAUCCAGAGCGUUGUCUCCCUGUACUUGAUCUGGCCGUUAUUAUGGAUUCCUUUUGGAUUUAAUGUGGCAACUUACUACAAUUCUUAUGCUUCCAUGGUUUCUGCCGUUAGUAUUGGGUAUUUCAUGUGGGAUCUGUAUAUCUGUCUGAGGUACUUCAAAUUGUUCGGUAUUGGAUUCUUGUUCCACGCUGUGGCAGCAUUCGCUGUUCUGACCAUUACCUUGCACCCGGUAUGCCAAGCAUGGAUCGGAAGAUUCUUGUCAUUCGAGGCCUCAACUCCGUUUGUCAACAUCAAUUGGUACAUCAUCCAAUUGUCCCGUGGAUCCUCGAAGCAGGUGGUUCCUACCUGGUUCAACGUAUUGAAUGGGUUCUUGUUGAUCUCAGUAUUUUUCUUCGUCAGAUUGGUAUGGGGGUUCGUCGCUGUUGCGAUUUUGAUCUACGAGAUGUGGCAAGUGUGGGAUCAAAUCCCAUUAUACAUGACUGCCGUUAUCUUGGGUAUCAACGUCUCACUAGACUUCUUGAAUAUCCACUGGUUCUCUAAGAUGUUGAAAAUUGCUAAAAAGAUGGCUAAUGGAUCUAAAAGAGUCUCCAAAAUUGAUUGA